Molecule: messenger RNA, 6683 nt
Organism: Plectropomus leopardus (leopard coralgrouper)
Lineage: Eukaryota; Metazoa; Chordata; Actinopteri; Perciformes; Serranidae
Gene: cbl
Product: Cbl proto-oncogene
Biological process (GO): negative regulation of epidermal growth factor-activated receptor activity; cell surface receptor signaling pathway
Cellular component (GO): membrane raft; plasma membrane
Molecular function (GO): calcium ion binding; ubiquitin protein ligase activity; phosphotyrosine residue binding
Source: RefSeq, a predicted model, not a curated record
CACAUACACGUCACGGGGGGGACAGAAAAACACUGGGAAAUGUUUAAUUCCCACAAUUAUUUAUUCACGCCUGUUCUAGUGUGUGUCCGCGAGGCUUUUUUUCGCAGUUUUAAGUGCAACUUCCUGUCGUCAGUCACCGGUGAGUGCUCUCUGUCGUCAGCCCGCAGAAAAGGGCUGCUGACUCUGUCACACAGACACUGAACUUCCCGUCAAGACACAGCACUGGCGAAAAGAGCUGCUGCUGCUGCUCACAGAAAAAGGGGAACGACAUCGGGGGUUGUCAAGAGGAGAGGACACGCUCCAGUCCACUUGUGGGCAGAGAAACGGUGCCAUUGUCCUCCAGCUGAGGGCGAGCAGAGACAGGUCUCUGCUAAUUAGCCUGCGUGGGUCCCUGCAGAGACCGAGCUAGCUGCAGCGCGGAGCUGCCUGCACAGUGUGUGAGUGACCGACGUGGUUGUUUUAGCCACAAUUGGGACAUUUAUCUGAAAAACUGGCGCUAGAUUUUCUACUAAUGGGAGCCCUUAUCCGAUAGUCAUCACUCCCUCCCUAUACCCCCCGUCGGACCCUGGCUUGGAGUCGCCACUCGGGCGCUGUCCUCGUCGGGGGGUGUAGGAUCACCACCGCCCGGUCCAGCUAACUCCAGGCGGCGGUUCGGUACCCCUGACCCCCGCCCUGCCUCGCCUGUGUGCCGCUCUGGCUAGCCGAGUCCGAACAUGGCAGGGAACUUGAAGAAAGGCGGGGGGCUCAUCGGCAUGAUGAAGGAUGCCUUUCAGCCACACCAUCACCACCUCCACUCCCAUCACCAGCCAGGGGCCGUGGACAAAAAGACGGUCGAGAAAUGCUGGAAACUAAUGGACAAGGUGGUGCGCCUGUGCCAAAACCCCAAAUUGGCUCUGAAGAACAGCCCCCCUUACAUCCUGGACCUGCUGCCAGACACCUACCAGCACCUGCGCACCAUCUUGUCUCGCUAUGAGGGCAAAAUGGAGACUUUGGGGGACAAUGAGUACUUCAGGGUCUUCAUGGAGAACCUAACCAAGAAGACCAAGCAGACCAUCAGCUUGUUUAAGGAGGGCAAGGAACGCAUGUACGAGGAGAACUCACAACCCAGGCGGAAUCUCACCAAGCUGUCGUUGAUCUUCAGUCACAUGCUGGCUGAGCUGAAGGCCAUCUUCCCCAAUGGUUUGUUCCAGGGCGACAACUUCCGCAUCACAAAGGCAGAUGCUGCAGAGUUCUGGAGGCGCGCCUUCGGGGACAAGACCAUUGUGCCUUGGAAGAUGUUUCGUCAGUCUCUCCAUGAGUUUCACCCCAUCAGCUCUGGACUGGAGGCCAUGGCCCUCAAGUCCACCAUAGACCUCACCUGCAACGACUACAUCUCUGUUUUUGAGUUUGACAUCUUCACCAGGCUAUUCCAGCCUUGGUCGUCCCUGCUGCGGAACUGGAACAGCUUGGCAGUUACUCACCCGGGGUACAUGGCCUUUCUCACCUACGAUGAGGUCAAAGCACGGCUGCAGAAGUUCAUCCACAAGCCUGGCAGUUACAUCUUCCGACUGAGCUGCACACGUCUGGGCCAGUGGGCCAUUGGUUACGUGACGGCAGAUGGAAACAUACUCCAGACCAUUCCCCACAAUAAACCCCUCUUCCAGGCCCUCAUUGAUGGUUUCAGGGAAGGAUUCUAUUUAUUCCCCGAUGGCCGGACCCAAAACCCAGAUCUGACAGGACUGUGUGAGCCUUCGCCUCAAGACCACAUCAAAGUCACACAGGAGCAAUAUGAGCUGUACUGUGAGAUGGGCUCCACUUUCCAGCUGUGCAAGAUCUGCGCCGAGAACGACAAGGACGUGAAGAUUGAGCCCUGCGGUCAUCUCAUGUGCACCUCCUGUCUCACUGCCUGGCAGGAGUCAGAGGGUCAGGGAACGGGAUGUCCCUUCUGUCGCUGUGAGAUUAAGGGUACAGAGCCCAUUGUUGUGGAUCCUUUUGACCCCAAGGACAACAGCGGGGGCUCCUGCAGGGGCAUGUUUGGGGCUGAGGGUGCUCCAUCGCCCAGCUAUGAUGAUGAUGAUGAUGACAGACUUGAAGACCCUCACCUCAUGAUGAGCAAACUUGCCUGUGCAAAGGUGGAGCGACCCCCGUCGCCUAUGUCCAUGGCUCCUCAGUCCUCUCUUCCCCCUGUGCCGCCCAGACUAGACCUGCUACCACACAGACCUUCCAACCCCCCUGGUGCCUCCAGCCCAGGGGUCACUAGUAAGGCAGCAUCUCACCACAAAGACAAGCCUCUUCCCCUCCCCCCAGCACUGAGGGAUCUCCCCCCUCCGCCUCCUCCUGCCCGCCCCCACACAGCUGGGGCAGCACCCGAUGGACGGCUGCAGAGGCGGCCCUUACCCUGCACUCCUGGUGAUCCCUCUCGAGAGAAGCUCCCUCCUGCACCCCCGAACCGGCCCCUGGCUGACUGGAACUCCCGGCCUGUUCCCAAGGCCCCUACCUCCUCUUCCUCAUCAUCCUCCUCAUCUUCGUCAUCCACUCAAGUCUCCAGUCUGGGAGUGGACAUCCGAGCAGGUGUCAGGGAACUCUCCAACAGACACUCCCUCCCUUUGGCGCUGCCCUCAGCUCUGGACACACGCUCAGACUCACAGAAGAACAACAGCUCCCUCAGUCUGGACCACCAGCUGAAUUUUGCAGCAGUCACCAGUCAAGAUUACGACAAACCCAAAGUCAAGCCCUCAGUCUCAGCCAACGCCAUCUAUGCACUGGCAAGCAGACCUUCUCCAGCCCCGAGGCCAAUGACGGGAGAGGAGGCACGUGACAGUGAGGAGGAGUCUGAGUACAUGAUCCCCUCCUCUCGCCCUGUCCUGCCCCCCAUGGCGGCACCACCUGUAGGGGAGACCCCACCAGUCCCGAGGCCUCCACAGCCUCAGCCACUUUCAGCACUCCAGACACAGACCCAGGCCUCUGCCCUCAACUCACGGCUGACACUGGCUGAACUCGAGGAUGGACCUCAAAUGUAUGAAGCGAUGUACAACAUCCAGUCCAGGUCGCAACAAGCCAGAGACUCGGACUAUUCAGAGUUGCCCCCUCAGGCAAUGACCAAUGGUCCCAGAGACCAUGCAGCCGAGGACAGGGAAGAAGAGGAGAACGGCUACGACUUCCCGAAACCCCGGCUGCCAAUGCCCACGGCCAGGCGGACCCUUUCAGAGCUGGGGGGGUCAUCUUCCUCCUCGUCAUCUUCCUCAUCCUGCUCAUCCUCCACAGCUGCUUUCAGCCGCCUUUCACUAGAUUCGGACGCUGGAGCUGCAGCACCUUUCUCAGAGCCAGUGGAAGCACCAGAGAGACCUCCAAAGCCCCUGCCCAGACGAAUCAACUCUGAGCGCCGACCCAGCCCCGUCCCGCCUGUCCCCGCCCCACCCAGUGUUGGGGCUGCAGGUGGAGAAGCCAACCCUCUAAUCAGUAGCGAGAUCGAGCACCUCAUGAGUCAGGGAUACUCUUACCAGGACAUCCAGAAAGCGCUGAUGAUUGCACAGAACAAUAUCGAAAUGGCCAAGAAUAUCCUCCGCGAGUUUGUCUCCAUUCCCUCCACUGCGCAUAUUCUUACAUAGCACGCUCCGUGUGCCUUUCUCUCGUGUUUGCUCUCUCGCCCUAGCUUGGCCCAGCCUGGUUGGGUUUAGGUUGGCAUGACCCAACCCAAAGCCCAUUGCCUGCAGCACUACCUCCGCUGCUGGCUGACGCCCUACAUCCCUGUGGAUUUUUAACUGGCUGUUACUCCAGGGACUCCACGCCCUGCACUCCAUGCGCUUUCAACAGUGUCCGGCCUUCUUUAAACUGCUACAGCAGGCCUCUGUGUUUUCACGGACAUCUCCGUGGGAGUAACCAAGCAUGUGUGGAGAAAUGACGGGACGCCACGUGGCGCAAGACUUUUUGUAGGAAUCCUGGGAAGACAGAUUCUUAUCUUUCAUGUUGAAGCCUCUUGCUGAAAAUGUAACCAACACCUCACAAAUAAAACUAAAAAAUGUAUGUCUAUAUGAAAAUUUAAUAUAUGAGUAAAUAUAUAUUAAAUGUGUGUAAUAUAUAAAGUACGUGCAUAUACAGUAUGUUAAAAUGACUUCAGCUUCGAGGGUCGCUGUUGGUACAAGUGAUAUGGGUAGACGGGGACCAGAUCAAAGGGGGGUUUGGCCUUUUCUCAGACUGAGUGAUGUGAGCGUGGAGAAAUACAGGUGAGGAAGAGAAAGAGUCAGGGUGUCUUCCUCACCAGGAUGAUGUUCAGUCAGCAGCAGCUUGGAAGACAGAGCAGCAGAGCUUCUUCAUUAUGAAUUCAGUCUGUCACGGCCUUUGAUUAACAACGUUGCGUGGGUACUUUUUUUUUUUUUUUUUUUUGAAAAAAAAACAUGCUUGUUUUGUCGUGUUGGAACUUUCAAAGUAGCAUGACGAUGGUUUCAGGUCUGGACUGUCGUCUGGCAGUGUGUGUUUAUAUCUGUGAGUUUGUGAAUGUUAAUGUGUUUUUGUGUGUGUGUGUGUGUGUGUGUGUGUGUGUGUGUGUGUGUGUGUCUGUGUGUGUCUGUGUCUGUGUCUGUCUGCCAGACCCACUCCUCAUGACCUGCUCUUAAAUGAACCUCCUCCUCCUCCUGUACAACAUGAAUGUGGAAUUACAGUCAGUAUACUCAGACCCGUGCUCUGUAAAUGUACUACUGCUCUAACUCAAGUGUCAGGGCCUAGUGUAGCUGUAGAGCCUGGCAGUGAGAUUAUUAGAGGACGUACUAAUAUUGACAACCCUGCAGUACCAGACAGGCUAGUGUCGUGUGAUCCGUGGUGGCUGAAACGUUUUCAUUCUGUCUUUGUCUAACUUCACUGGCUGGCUGAUGAAAAGUUUCUGUCUCCAGCUCAGUCCAGUGUUACGAAAAAAGAAAAAAAAAGUCAUUGAUUUACUUUGGUAAUAUAUUGUUGUAAUAUGGUCGUAAAUAUUGUUAUUCUAAUUAAUUCAGAAGUGCUUCACUGCUGCUACUAUUGUUAGUGCUAAACAAUUAAGCCUUAAAUGUACAUUUGUGAAUAUUGUGUUUAACCAUCAUCCUGUUUCCUUAAAGUGACAGUAUCAUCCAUGUUUCUCUGGUCCGUAAUGUAGCAUACUUGAAAGUACAAGCGGCUUGUGAGUCUACAGCCCUCUCAAGCUGACGACGCUUCAGUGUUUAAUAUCUUCUUUUUUUUAAAUAUAUAUUCUCUAUGAUACUCUACAGGUAGACUCAAACAAAAACAAAAAAACAAAAAAAAAACAAAAAACAAAUGCUUUCGCUUUGGAAACCAGCCAUUUUGUAAUCGAUUCGAGCUUCUCUUUCACAUCAGUUUCCUUUCUUUGCGGGGGUUCAUUGCCUUUGAAAGGGAGUGAUUGCAGAGGCUUUUUAAGAAGUAGGCUCAUGGGUUUGCUGGCCCACCCCCAAGUCUACAUUAAAAUCAGUAUUUGGGCCAACUGUAAGAGCUAACUCAGGAAUAAUGUUUAUCUAAACAAGUGGCGUUCACCCGAGCUGUCAAAAACCCGGAGGAGACUCAUUGGCACAGAUAGCAGCUCACCCACCGUUUCUUCAUCCAGGUGACAUGUAGCCAAAAGUAUCCGCUUAAUGAAGUCACACAAGUAGCCUAUUAUUUUUUUGUCACAGUAUAACUUGCACAUUUUUUGUAUUAUUUCCGAUGGCAGGAUUAGAGACAGCAGCUUCAUUUCCAGGUACUAUGAAUGAAUAAGAUAAAAACAAAACAAAAUGCAAGGAGCUUUUAGGUACAUUGACUUGAACCUCUUAUAUGUAUAGCAUAUGAAGAAGAAUGUUUUUUGGGGGGAAGGAUGUGAAUCAUGUUGAUAGCUAAUCAGCCCUUGCUUAUUCUGGGUAAUGCUGUCUGUUGACUGGAAGCUAUCUCUGCGCUGUCCGGCCAUCCUCUAGUGUUUCUUUUCUGUUCCUAGUUGCCUUGAGAAACUUCUUGAAUGAUGGGUGAUGGACGGGGAGGUCUGCAAUCCUCAAUACUGUACCAAUGUUUUGUUGAUGCUUCGAGGACAGCAUGUCAUUGUUGUUAUUAUUUACCUUUGUUUUGUUUUCACACAUUAUACCAAUUUGUGCUUCGAUACUGUCACUCUAAAGAAAAAGCUAAUUGUAAAAAGUUUGUGAUAUGAAAAAAAUGUCUUGUUUUAUUUCAUUUUUGCAUUCCUGUACAUGUAUUUUUUUUCCCAAAGGUUUUGUUUACUUAUGUGAAUAAUUCUGUGAGCAGUGCCAUAUGUUUGGAGAUCCUCACCAUGUUUAGAGUAAGGCCUUGUUUUGAAGAGUUAGUAGGUAUUGAUCUCUACCUGUUGAUCUCAGAAGGCUAGAUUGUGCAGUAUUGCUUGUAUUAAUCUGUCCUCUAUGCCUUGUCAGCUGCAAGGCACUUGUGCAUUUAUGAGCUGAUCUGUAAAAAAGUCUUCUUUUGUUUGUGUUACUCAAAAAGAUAAAUUUAGAUCCCAGAUCAGUACUCAGCCUCAGAAAUGCUCAAUGUGUACCAGCCCCCAAUUCCCCUCAGUCCCUGUGUUGGGGUACUUAAAUUUUUUGCCAGAAGAGGGAGCCGUUGUUCUAUGUAGCCGUGUCGCUUCUCAUCAGUAAAAGGCAUUCAUUAACUUUUUGAUGGUUUUUAAAGCUCAUAUCACUUUGGAAGUAUGCACAGUGCUGUUAUUAAAAUGAUGAGCAGAA